Molecule: messenger RNA, 1713 nt
Organism: Theileria annulata
Lineage: Eukaryota; Apicomplexa; Aconoidasida; Piroplasmida; Theileriidae
Product: Tpr-related protein family member, putative
Exons: 1
Coding region: 1-1713 (570 amino acids)
Source: RefSeq, a predicted model, not a curated record
AUGGCUAGGUGUCCUGAUGGCUGUAAGCCGGCUGAAGCGUUUGGUGCUAGGGGUAAAUGCCAAUUACUUCAGUCAGCCUAUAUUCUUGCUGGCCUGGCUAUGAUGCUAAACAUCAGGCUUGCCUAUAGUUCUGCUCCAUAUGCUCUCAUUAGGUUUAAGUUGCCUGAGAAUCUAUUCAGUGUAUUUGUUAGGAGAAUGGCAAGUGCAUUGGAACUUUGGUGUCUGCCAGGUUUCAUCAUUGCUGACAUAAUCGAACUAGCUGUUAAAUUAGUCAUCAAAUUCGGUAACGAUCUCGGACUCAGCGGCUAUGGCGACUACACCCACAAAUCCAGAGAACUCAAAUUCUAUGCCGUUAUUUGUCUUUCGAUAAUUGCUCAAUGGUUAAAUUUUCUAACUUAUGUAAUUUUAUUGUUUGUUUAUUUGAUGGGUGGAGACUCUGGUCGUCUAACUACCUUUUAUUGGACUAUAGCAGUGUCUGGAUUUGUUUUUGGUAUCAGUAAUCCAUUGGUCUUUGCUGCUGACUAUAAUUAUAUACCCAUCUAUAUUGUUGGUGAAAAUUGUUUUCCAGCUCUAACCUCAUUCAUACACUAUCUAAGUACACUAAUGUUUGGUAAUCGUAGAAAAUACGAUAGUGACUUUCUACUAGUCUACAUUGACAUUUCGGUAGCAAUCCUGAUAUCCUUUGUGGCAGCUUCAGUAUGGACUAUAGCCUAUGGUAUCUGGAUAGUAACUAAUACUGCUCCUAUUAAGACUAUAACUGUUACUGAUGCUGGUAAGAAAAAACUUACUAUCGAAUAUGAGGAUGGUAAUAAGGAUGAGAAUGCUACUUAUACAGAAACUCCUAGUACUGGUCCUCCUUAUAAGUAUACUGUUACUCAUCCUAAAACUAACAUCACCUAUACUUUUACACUCAGCGAGCAGCUUAAUACUGGUACUCCUUAUAGUAAAAAAGAUGCUGCUACUGAACUCAUUACUGUUACUUAUGGCCACAUAUUUGCUGAAGGUUUCUCUGAUACUAAUGCCAAACCAUCUAUGGUCUCACCAUUUCUGAUUGUACUAGUUGGUAUGGGACUUGUCUAUGCUAUUUAUCCUGGAAUUGCACCUGGUAUGAUUGUACCAUUCUACCUCGUUGACAAGAUUGAAAUGGUUCUUCUGAUAGCUACAAUAUUUCCACCAGUUAUUGUUGCACUACUCCAAAAAGACCAUCCAAACUGGUCACCUAAAACUAAAUACGUAUGGCAUGGAUUUGGUAAUGCUAAUACCGGUUUUGGUGGAUGGCUACCAUACCCAGCCACACACAUAAAAGACCAAGAACAAUCAACAGCACAAAAAAAAGAAGUAUGCGACCCCGCUGCUGAAAAAGCAUCUAAUAAUACUGUUUAUGCUUGGAUAUGGCACUUCUUUGACCUAGUGAUUCUCAUUAUGAUCAUCCUAGCCUAUCUAUUCAUAUAUUCACUCCACUAUAGAGAUUCCAAUAUAUCUCGUGCUAUUGUUAAUCAACCCAAAAUGUCUACUGCUCUAACCAUUAUAUUUUAUAUGUGUCAUGAGACCUCACUUGCUGUAGGAUUCGCUGGCAUGGUAGGUAAUGCAGCUGAAUAUACAGUGAUAGCUCAAAUGAUAGGUGCAUUCCUUAUGGUCUUCCUAGCACUAUAUUCAGAGGGCUACAUUAUUGAGUAUAAAAGUCAUGAUCCUGCUCAUUGGCCUACAGAGUGA